CUUGCUGCUGCCGCCAGGCAUGCCCACACGCUGCAGAACUACCAGGUACUUGUACCCCAUGCCGCCCAGAAUUUUGUCCACCAACGUCGCAUUCGAUCCUGGUUCCCUGAAGCCUGAAGCUCCCCACAAAAUUUAUGAACCGUGGACGGCGAUUCCUCUCGCUUCCAAUUCCCAUCUUCCAACUCCCAGGCGCUGCGCUGCACUUGACUUUUAUUACUGCGCACAUUGUAUUAGGCCCUCUGGCAGACUACCUAGGUACUCCGUACUGGGGCUACAUGCUACGUUCUCGCCUUGUGCUACGUAGGGUCUGUCUACAAAAGGUCGGAUAUCCAUCCACACUCAAACACUGCUCUGGCACCCAUCUCUGUCUGCAUUGCAUGUGCAGCUGUUGUCGCGGUGCAGCCGGCACUGAGCCUUUCUCCUCUCCUCUCCAGCCCUGAGGCAGAAACACGCAAAAACUUCUGGCCCCCUCAAUGAGAGCACAACUGGCGACUUUUUCUACUUCAGCCGCGUGAGACACACCGUCCUACCUAUCUUGCAGGCUCGCAGGCACGCCGUGAGGAAAAGUACUCCCCGCCCACCACAUGUGCCUUUCCAACCUUGCUCCAACCCGACCCGACCCUUCCACUCCUCCCGUCACGAUCACUUGGCUUAGUGAUUGCACGGCAGUCUCAUGGACCGCAAGACAAUGGAUGGCGGCAACCUUAUGGACUUUGUCCAGAGAUUUCAGCAGAUCCAUGCCCAGCGCGAUACGAGUGACGAGCUAAUCAAGGACCUUCUCGUCUAUUGCGAACAUGUUGAGUCCAGCCUGCGGCAGGAGAACUCGCAUCUCCGCUCGCAGAUCAGUGAUGCGAACCUCGAUCUCGCAGAUGCUACCAAGUCUAGGCGCGAGUUGCAGCAGCAUGUAAAAGAGCUCGAGCAGCAGAUACAUUUCAUGUCCAACAACGUUGAUCAUUUAAAGAAUUACAAUCCUUACGUUCUCAUCCUUAUUGACGGCGACGGUUGCCAUUUCAAACAAGAGUACAUCAACAGGGGUAUUGAAGGCGGGAAGCAGGCCGCCUACGCCCUUCGCACUGCAAUUUUGAAGGAAUGCCAUGCCCUUGCCGGCGACAUUGAAGUCAUAGCCAGGGUCGUUGCGAACCUCAACGGCCUCGCAAAAGCAAUGAAGAACGACGGCUCUUUAGAUCACGAAACCAGGUUGAAGGAGUUCACCAUAGGACUGAGCCAGGGAAUGGCUUCUUUUGAUUUUAUUGAUAUUGGCUACGGAAAAGAGAGAGCAGAUACGAAAAUAAAAGAGGCGAUCAGGUGGAACCUGCGCAAUUUCAACUGCAAGCAAAUAGUACUCGGGGUGUCACAUGACGCUGGUUAUGCCUCAUUUUUGGAUGAAAUUCUUCGAGACGAACCAAGCCGGCGGCGCAUCACAAUUCUAGAAGGCGUCCCCUCAACGCGGGACCUUGCCUCCAAGAACCUCAACACGUUGGACCUGAAUGGCGAUUUGUUUCGCGCCGAAAAGCUUGUCGACAAGACUCUCCGAGAUGCAACACCGCCGUCGGUCAUGUCCUCCCCAGUUGCCGUCGUGGCGGGUAUGUCUCCGCUGCCGCCUCCCUCGGCAACCCCAGUAAGUGUUACUGCGGGCGUUGCGUCCUCUUAUGCCACUGCUAUCAAGAGUGCGAGUCCGCCGCCGCAAGUAACCCUACCUUUUCAGCCGAAGCCAGUCAAGCCCCCAGUUGUGCGGCGUGAGAAGGCGCCUGUUUGGAAUCCGGGCCUGAGGGGACUGGACCCGCCAUUGGAGGUCAACCAGGCCGCUUUGGACAACAUCAAGAAACGAAAGGAUAACAACAAACUUUGCAAUAACCAUUACCUGCGAGGUCCUUGUGCUAAGGGCGACUCGUGCUGUUUUGAACACAAAUAUCGACCAAACGAGGCGGAGAGAACCGCCAUAGCCUUCCUGGCCCGCCUGAAUCCCUGCACCAAUGGCCAGGACUGUGAGGUUGACGAUUGCAUUUAUGGUCAUCAUUGCCCCAGCACUCGGGAUGGAGCGUGCACGCAUCCUUACUGCAAGUUCAAGCCGUUCGAGCACCCACCCGGCACCAAGUUCAGGCAGACAUAUCAAUGGUCCGAUGAAAUAUAAGCAAGGGUGGUCAAGAAUAGGACUUAUGGGCGCUCGGUGAGUUUCUCUAAACAGUAGUAUCCACGCUACCAGUAUUGCCUUCUGUGGACUACAUGGUGGGAGUGGGUGGGGCCUGUGCCCUCUCAUCAACGCAAUCGGUCUUUUUAGCAAGCCACUCCCAAUAAAUUAUACUCCCGUUGCCUCGGUGUGCCUGUUCAAGCAUUUGGAUAUCAGAUGACAAGUCGGCGCACGGCCGUUUGGCACAUACUGAUGUCGAUAUCAGCGUUAAUGAGCCGUACUCGGCCGUCCGCUACAUAGCCACGGCAUCUCUCGCACGGGAAUUCCCACAGGGCAAUGCCGUGCUGGAUAAACUCCCACAAGGCAACUUCCCGACCUUGUUAAGGACAGCCACCUAAGAUGGGACCUCUAUUAGAGUAGCCUAUAAGUGAACUUCUUAUUCCUCUAGACCAUCGCCCCCUAAGGGGACCUUGAGGCAGUCCAUAGAAUUAUUUCCAAGUAGGCAUCAUGCAUGUGUUUGGGAGGUGUGGCGGUGUUACGGUUAUAUUGCAUGUGAUAUUACGGCUUCGCCCAGGUUGUGUGUUCCCAAAAGGGACUCAGGCUCGAAAGUGUGAUCAUGAAAUGUCGACUCAUGGGGGCCAGGUCCCCCAACC
Messenger RNA from Diaporthe batatas, 2781 nucleotides. RefSeq lists its product as uncharacterized. The transcript has 6 exons. The record is from RefSeq and is a predicted model, not a curated record. Bases 674 to 2131 code for a protein of 485 amino acids. Lineage: Eukaryota; Fungi; Ascomycota; Sordariomycetes; Diaporthales; Diaporthaceae. Gene Ontology annotation, molecular function: metal ion binding.